AAAAGACUUUACACUGUUGAAGUUAAUCAAACAAGAACCAAAUAAGAAGAAAAAAAUGGCAAAUGUCAAUGAGGAAGAGAAAGAAGAACAUUUUGACAUCCUGACUAAAACUGGUCUCAAAACUGGCAUCUCUAAACCCAGAAGUGCUGUCCACAGAGAUGGGGAUUAUCACAGAGGUGUUCAUGUAUGGAUUUUCGCUGAAAGCACGCAACAACUUCUUCUACAAAAGCGUACCGAUUGGAAGGAUUCAUGGCCUGGAUUAUGGGAUAUAUCAAGUGCAGGUCAUGUAUCUGCAGGGGAUACAUCUCUUAUCACUGCUAGGAGAGAGCUUCAAGAAGAGCUUGGUGUAACCCUCCCGAACGAUGCCUUUGAAUUGCUGUUCGUUUUCCUUCAAGAAAGUGUUACAAAUGGCGGAACGUUUAUCGACAAUGAAUUUGAUGAUGUUUAUCUCGUGACAACACCAGAUCCAAUUCCUUUAGAAGCUUUUACUCUACAGGAAUCUGAAGUUUCGGCUGUUAAGUAUAUAUCAGUUGAAGAGUACAAGCAGUUACUUGCUAAAGGAGACCCUCAUUAUGCACCCUACAAUGUAAAUGGACCAUAUGGUCAACUAUUCGACAUUAUUACCAAAAGGUAUCAGAACAACACGGAAGCACGGGCUUUGCUUCUGCAAACAAAGCUUAACCGUAAUGCUCCUGUCUCACUGACUGCAGAGUUGACUGGUUUGACCGAGGGGGACAAGGAAGCUCUGGCAUUACUCAUUCAAGCUGCAAAAGUAAUAGAUGAAAUUUUUCACCAGCAGGUUUGGCACAGCAAUUCAUCUUUAAGGGAUUGGUUAAACAAGCGUAGUCUGGUAUCUGAGUUGGACAUGUUAAAAUGGAAGUACUAUUUGAUAAACAAGACUCCAUGGUCACUUCUUGAUGAAAAUGAGGCAUUUUUGACAACCACGGACUCUGCUGUGAAGUUGCUUCCAGAAGCAACAAAGCCAGUGUGUGGCUGGAAAGGUCUUGAAUAUAAAGCUGCAUUUCCCCUUACAAAACCACUCAGUGCUAACUUCUACCCUCCUGAUAUGGAUAAAACGGAAUUUGAAUUAUGGAUUAAAGGACUUUCAGAAAAAGAAAAGAAGGAUGCGAUGGGCUUUUUCAGUGUUAUUAGAAGGCGUAAUGACUCUGAUUCCAGUAAUACCAGCGACCUCCAUAUCGUUCCUUACUCUAAAGAAUAUUCUGUCCUUCUUGCAAAAGCUGCUGAAUUAUUACAUAAAGCCGGGGAUCUGACCAGUUAUCCUAGUUUAAAGAGGCUUUUACAUAGCAAGGCUGAUGCUUUCCUCUCAAAUGACUAUUAUGACUCAGAUAUAGCCUGGCUGGAAUUGGAUUCUAAGUUGGAUGUUACCAUUGGGCCAUACGAGACAUAUGAAGAUGCUCUAUUUGGAUACAAGGCAACAUUUGAGGUAUUCAUCGGAGUUCAGGAUGAUGUAUCAAGUGCUCAAGUGAAACUCUUUGGUGAUAACUUGAAGGUUUUGGAAGAAAAUCUUCCAUUAGACAACAUGUACAAAUCACCAGAUGUGAUAGCGGCACCUCUUCGAGUCAUCAAUCUUGUUUACAACUCAGGGGAUGUGAAAGGAACUCAACCUGCUGCCUUCAAUCUUCCAAAUGAUGAGCGUAUAGUAAAAGAGCGUGGUUCAUCAAUGGUCAUGCUGAAGAAUGUUUCCGAGGCCAAGUUCAAGCUAAUUCUUCAACCUAUAGGUGACUUGUGCAUUAUAAAGGAACAACGAGAGCUAGUUGACUUUGAUUCCUUUUUUACUUUCAUUAUUUGUCACGAGUGCUGUCACGGAAUUGGACCUCAUACCAUAACACUACCGAGUGGUCAGAAGUCUACUGUGAGAUUGGAGCUACAAGAACUUCACUCGGGUCUUGAAGAAGCUAAAGCUGACAUUGUUGGCCUUUGGUCUCUUAAUUUCCUGAUAGCUAAGGGUAUGCUUCCAAAAACCCUUACAAAGUCCAUGUAUGUUUCUUUCCUUGCUGGAUGCUUUCGCUCAGUGCGUUUUGGGCUGAAAAAAGCUCAUGGCAAAGGACAAGCGCUACAGUUUAAUUGGUUAUUUGAGAAAGGUGCCUUUGUUUUGCAUCCUGAUCUUACAUUCUCGGUCAACUUUGAUAAGAUUGAAGAAGCAGUCGAGAGCUUAAGUAGGGAAAUACUCACCAUACAGGCCAAAGGCGAUAAGGUUUCAGCAAAAACGAUUCUUGACAAAUAUGCUCAAAUCACGCCACCUUUGAGCAUGGCUCUCGAAAAGUUGGCAAAGGUUCAGGUCCCAGUUGAUAUAGCAGCAGAUUUUCCAGUAGCUAACUUGCUGACCAAAACUUGAACUGCUUAUAUGGUCUUUCUGCAUCUUGCAACUAUCAAUGUACUUAACUAGUUUAUUACUAGAAGAAGUUUUUAUGUUAUGACUUAAGAGUGCAUUAACAAGUCGGAUUAGGCCGGUGAGCAAAAAAUGAUCGAAAACAUGAGGUAUGACGGUCGAAUGAAAACAUUCAUCAAUAAAGCACAUCGAUGUAUCUUUUCUUUGCUUAGUAAACAUGUUAAAUUUAGCUAUCUUGAUCAAAGAGGUGUUCGAGUUUACUUAUUUUAAAGCAUAUAUUCUCAGAAAAUAAAAAGGUUAUUCCAUAUCCAUAAUACCAUUUUGUGACAUGUUAUUAACAUAUCCUUCACGUUUUAUUUUUCAUCACAAGUCAUGAUCUUAUAUUAGAAUUAGAAGCAUCAUACUCCCAUAGUAGUUGGGUGGGGAUAAGAUGUGUCCAUUUUUUAUUUGUCAUAUUGCGUGUAUUCAAUGUAAGAUGAAAAGAAUGCGUCAAGUGGUACUAGAGUCAAAAGUGGUGGGUGGUAGUGUGCCAGAUUAGUGGGUAGCAAUAUCCAAUUAGAUCCCUUUUUUGUGGCUCACAAUUAAAGUAUAUUGUAAAUUAUUGGCUUUAAGUUUCUGGCAAUACAUUACUAACAUGCUCACCAAAAUACAUACAAUGUUCAUUCUAGGUUGUUCAAGUUCUUAAACUAUUCCCUGAGGCUCUUCUUCUUGAUCCUAUUUUUAUUCACCUUCAAAAUGAAUUCUGUCACGAAACACUUUGAACACCUCAAGAUACCACUAGAAGAUAUAAAAUCAGCAACGAAUAAUUUCGCCGAUAGCAAUUGCAUCGGACAAGGUGGAUUUGGGAAGGUGUACAAAGGGCAACUCCUCCUUUCUGGAGGGAAUAACGUGGUUGCUAUAAAGCGUUUAGAUCGUGCAUUUGGGCAAGGAAAUCCAGAGUUUUGGAAAGAGAUUACUAUGCUUUCCAUUUAUAAGCAUAAAAAUAUUGUAUCCCUUCUCGGAUUUUGUGAUGAAAAUGACGAGAAGAUACUUGUAUAUGAGUAUGCAUCUAAAACCAGCUUGGACAAGUAUCUGAAUAGCAAUGAUCUAACGUGGGUUCAACGCCUUAAGAUAUGCAUUGAUGCAGCUCGUGGGCUAGCGUACUUUCAUAAUCCGGGCGGUUCUCAACAAAGAGUAUUACACCGUGAUAUUAAAAGUUCUAAUAUCCUACUAGAUGACAACUGGAACGCUAGGAUCUCAGAUUUAGGUUUGUCCAAAUUUGGUCCCGCUGAUCAAAAAUACACUUUUCUUCUUUCCAUCCCUGUGGGCACAAUAGGGUAUUGUGAUCCGUUAUAUGUGGAGACAGGGUUACUAACUAAAGAGUCGGAUGUUUACUCCUUUGGUGUGGUUUUGUUUGAAGUCUUGUGCGGUAGGUUGUGUGUUGACAUCAACAAUGAAAAACGUCAACCUUUCACAGGAUUGGUGCGAAAGUCCUACAAAAAGGAUAACAUAGAUGAAAUUAUAUAUGUUAAUAUAAAAAAGGAAAUAAAUCCUUAUUCUUUAAAGGAAUUUACGACGAUUGCUUAUCAAUGUUUGAAGAGAGACCGAGAAGAACGUCCAUUAAUGACCAAGGUCGUGGAAAUGCUUGAAAAUGCACUAAAAUAUCAACUGCCUCUAUAUCACACAACUCAUGAUGUUGGUUCUUCGGCUUCUUUUGAAGAAAGACCGUUAUUGAAGACCCAAAGUAAGGUUAACUUCCCUAUAAUGGCUAAUAUGCAGAUGCAGGGUCCAACAGAUAUGCAAGGUAUGCAGCAACAACAACAACAAUAUCCAUUCGCGCCUCUGAGAAAACAAUGAUAUAUUUACUCGUACGUAGUAGAUGGAAUAUUUUCAGAAAGACCUCAAGUAAGAAAUAUGCAAGGCCCAUCACCAAAAACGUGUUGUGAAUGCAUUAUAUCAUAUAUUUUUUAGCUUCAUUUAAUUAUACUCUGUAAUUAUUAUCAUAAAUUCUCUCACUUGACGAAAAUUGUUACUUAAAGGUCUACUUUAAAGAUUUAAUAUAUACGAGAAGCUAGAGGAUAUGUGUUGCUUCAGUACGUUUCAAACAGCAAGCAAAAUGAUAAAGCUCAACCGGAUUAGUUACUACGAAUAACAUUGUUUAUUUUAUUGAUGUUCAAGUGAAGUUUAUGGACUUAAUUAAACUCCUUCAUACUCUAAUCCCCAACUUUAAUUCCCAAAUGUCUAAUUUGUAUAUGUA
Molecule: messenger RNA, 4586 nt
Organism: Erigeron canadensis
Lineage: Eukaryota; Viridiplantae; Streptophyta; Magnoliopsida; Asterales; Asteraceae
Product: nudix hydrolase 3-like
Exons: 22
Coding region: 56-2356 (766 amino acids)
Cellular component (GO): cytoplasm
Molecular function (GO): dipeptidyl-peptidase activity
Source: RefSeq, a predicted model, not a curated record